Onychostoma macrolepis is the source of this 3359-nucleotide messenger RNA. RefSeq names its product chromosome 05 C2orf42 homolog (gene c05h2orf42). The transcript has 8 exons. Lineage: Eukaryota; Metazoa; Chordata; Actinopteri; Cypriniformes; Cyprinidae. Bases 1017 to 2948 code for a protein of 643 amino acids. The record is from RefSeq and is a predicted model, not a curated record. Gene Ontology annotation, cellular component: nucleus.
UUAACUCAAAUCAGUCCCGAUGUAUCGGUGACAUUUCAAUGCUUUGUUAAUCUCUACUGUAGUACAGUAUGAUUGCAUGUCAAUGACAUUUUCAUAUCAUUUGUGCAAAUGUGCAUGUGUCUUCUUGAAGAAUUUGAAGACUGGAUGUUUAACGUGUUUUUUCUUUGUUAUUUAAAUUUACAUAAUGAAGUAUGUACUAAAACUAUUCAUUUUGAUCUGUCUAUGGUCAUUCAUCAUGUAGACUUAAAAAGUUUUAUUGCCUAGGGAUUUUACAAUCAGAGAUUACAUUAACCCAAUAAAGUGCCAAAAAAAAAACAUUUUUAUUUCUUUAUUUUUUUCUGAAGUACCAUUGGUAUAUAUUGUUAUAUGUUAACCUUCCACUGACAUGGUAUUCCCAUGUGAUACCAUCACUGCACCUGGAGCAUUUCUAGCCUUUCAUAGGCCCCUAGUCUAAACAAACAAAUAAAUAAAUAAAAAGUAAGUAUACCCAUAGUUUGAUACUCUUUUUUUGGUACGGUUAUAUAUUUUGUAAAUAUAAAUUUUCUUGGCCUGCAGUAUUCACAAGUUGCAGGCACAGUACUGAGCAGCUUCUUUGCUGCCAAACAAUAGAAUACAUUUGCACAUUUUGUUUCCUACAAAGGACUGUAGGCAAAUAUCUGUCCAGUGCUCUUUUUUGUCAUAAAGAAUCUAUCAGGAUGUGAGAAACCUCUUCAAAUGAUGCAAUGUGUGAGUGAACGGUCUGAAUGAAUCAAACUGAACCAUGAACGGUUUCAGACCUUUUUACAGAACAGCACAUGGUAUAUGGUAAUCUCCACAGUCAGACAAGGAUUUAACAGUAAUAUUUUACUGAGACACACAGCGAUACUUCACUGGGGUUUGUGCCUCAGUAAAAAGGCUGCCCUGUACCAUCGUAGCACUACAGCAAUUAAACAGUCCUUUGUUUAGGGCUCCCCCCUUGUUGAUGAACAAUAAAAUUGUGCCAUAUCAAUCUCGGUUUCAGUGUACAUCUGCUAACAAUGGAUGGUUCUCUGGUAAACUCUGGAAUACCACUGGCAUCACAAACAGUGGUUUCCCCCGUUACUCAAAGCUCUGGCAACUUGAGCGGGAAGCCUCGGGACAAGCGGAAGACUCCUGCAUUUUUGUCCAACUUGGGCAAGGCUACCUUAAGAGGCAUCCGCAAGUGCCCUCAGUGUGGCGUUUACAAUGGCACCCGUGGCCUCAGCUGUAAGAACAAGGCCUGUGGAACCAUCUUCAGGGAUGGGGAGCAUGGAACGGGACAUUUAAAGAAAGGGGCAUGUGAAGUGGUUCGAGUUGUGACAGACAGUGGAGGUGGCAGGGCUGGGGGGCCACAAGUGUUCUCUGUGCGUCAGCGGGGACGUGGCUCUGAACAACGGGGCUUUGUUGAGUUAGUCCUCACGGAUACAGCCAUUACUACUGCAGAUGGAACCCUGUUGACCCGUGUCAACCUUGGUCGCUGUUACAUGCCCUCUUGCCAGCAGAACGAAAGUGAGUUGGCAGUUGAAGGUGGCCAUCAGCAAGUGUUGCAACCAUCCAAAAGUCCCUGUAACCAUGUGAAGCAAGCCAUGGAGUGUCAGACCCAAGCAACACCUCUGCCACUCAAGAGCUCUGUGCUGGAGGCCCUAGUGACCACUUCCCAGGCUAAAGAGGAGUUGUGGAGACUGGCUACCGAGACACCGGGACCCCUAGUGCAGAGGGUCUCUAAAGGGACCCUAAUAGUGAAGUGCCAGCCAGGUGAAGCCCACCCUCUGGGACUGCUGCAUCUGACAACGACCAUAUCUGGUGUUAAAGACAAGACUGUGGGUCUGGCUCCCUUUCGCUGUGCAUGUUACGCAUCUAAUACCAAGGGGGAUUUGGGGGUGAGAAAUGAGGGUCAGUCUAAUAUCAACGAAGGAGAAAAUUCCCACCAGCAUAGUUUACCUGAGCGCUGCCUCCAUUUCUAUGCUUGCGUUUGUGCCUUCACAAGUGAUGAAAAGCUGGCCUCGGAGUUUUCAGCUUUCCUCAACUACAACAUUAAUGGACUGCAGGAGAGGGCAGAUGCCACAACGCUCAGUAUACCUGACUCUCAGCAGCACAUUGAGCCUUCCAGUUCUCAUCGUUCCAAGAGACUCAAAUUUGUGGAGUCCUCUACUGCUUCUUUUGUGUCCUCCACGUUUCUUCUGGCUGUCAAAGAUACUUCUGCUCCCACCCUAAACCAGCGCAAGCCCACUCACAGAAAACACUCCAGCUCUACUGGGCUUAGGAACCCAGGAAGUAGCCAGCCGGUGGAUGAGACACAUGUGUCACUGGGUUUCCAGCAGUGGUUGGCCAGUGUUACUGAGAGGAUCCAUCAGACGAUGCACUUUCAGUUUGAUGGAAAGCCUGAGCCGCUGGUGUUCCACAUCCCUCAGGCUUUCUUCAAUGCCUUACAGCAGCGUUUAUCAUUGGGCUCAAAGAAGAGACGAUUACCCAACUACACCACCACAUUUGUGCGUAAUGACGCUUUGCCUCUGGGCUCUUUCUCUAAAUACACCUGGCACAUUACCAACUUGAUGCAUGUGAAACGCAUCUUUGAUACCCCAGAGUUACCUCUAGAACUCACUCAAAGUUUUGUGAAGAACAGUGACGGCUCCUAUUCACCGUAUCGCUGUCGGGAAACUCCUCCUGAUCCUGGAUCUGACACCUGCCACCAUUCACGCACCAAUAAGCCUCUGGCCAUCAGACCACUGGAGCUACGUACCUUCCUCAGAGUGGGGACAUGUGCUGCUGAGCAGACAGAGCCUGUGCCCUUUGUGAUUGAAUGGAUCCCAGACAUCCUUCCGCACUCACAGGUGGGAGAACUGAGGAUCGGGUUUGAGUAUGGCCAUCAGCUGGGCAGUAAACCGGAGCACUGCAAGAGCUCUGCUGGGUCAGAGAGAACAGAACAAACAGAUGCCAUCCCACACCAGUGAAGACCCACUGUAGUAACACCUCAUGCAAUUCGACAAUUACAGGUCUCCAUUGGUCAUAAUGUUCCCUUAUAAGGAAAAUCAAAAACAAUCUCACAUUCUAUUGCACUUUAGAUGAGAAUAAGAAACUUACAAGGUGCUGCUCAGGAAAAUGUUCAUUUUCAGAAACAGGUUUAAAGGUUGCAUGACAGCACUGGACAUACAAAUGUAAAAUAUUUAUAAUACAAGUGUACAAAAAAAACAGUGUUUCAUGUUUUGUGCUGUACAAUAUCACAUAGUCAUGAUUUCACAAUUUCUUGUUUUCAGAAACCAUGUGCAUUGAAACGUUUCUGUGUUUACAUGUGAAAGAUUGAGAGAACGCUGUAUUCAGGCUGAUUAACUAAAAUAUUAAAAGCCUAUAUCUGCUGGUAAUAA